Molecule: messenger RNA, 1475 nt
Organism: Exaiptasia diaphana
Lineage: Eukaryota; Metazoa; Cnidaria; Anthozoa; Actiniaria; Aiptasiidae
Product: suppressor of cytokine signaling 2-like
Exons: 1
Coding region: 506-1135 (209 amino acids)
Biological process (GO): intracellular signal transduction; phosphatidylinositol phosphate biosynthetic process
Cellular component (GO): phosphatidylinositol 3-kinase complex
Molecular function (GO): 1-phosphatidylinositol-3-kinase regulator activity
Source: RefSeq, a predicted model, not a curated record
GUACAGAGUGUUGACWAAAAUCUAUCACUGCAGUCACAUGGCUACUAUAAACAGUGUUUUAUGGUGUUUUCAGCGUUUUUCCUUGCAUGUGUGGCUUCCAAAGGCAGUCUGAAAUAAGUAUUUACAAUACAAGAUACKAAAACAAGAUAUAUGUGGUAAGAAUCUUCCCGCUUCGACAUUUUCCGUGUAUGAUGUAAAUAUUUGCCUCGUAUAUUCGAUCGUAUUGGCUCGACUACGAAGAGUUUGGACGUUUGUUGUCAUUAUAGUUAGCUACUUUGGGAAAAUCGCGAUUAUAAUGUUGUCAAUGAUCAUCUAAGAAGUACAAGUUGGUGUUUAAAAGGCAAACGGUGAUGGGUUUCCUUGGCAUAUGUAUUGGGCUAUUCCGGGAAGUGGCCAGCGUGACGCAGAAUUCUCAGAACCUGACUUCCAGUAAAAGUUUGUUCUCCAUUCUGAGAAAUGUUCUUAACCAAAUGAUUCAUACUUAGAAAAGUGAAGGCAGUUCUUUAUGAAAGCCCUUAUUCUGAUAUGGUCUUUACAAAUGUGUAUGGAUGAAAUAGGUGAUCGUACCCAGAGCUUCCUAUGCGCUGGGUCGCAGUCCGUAAUCACGACCGAUGAAUCGAGUAUUCAAUGUUUUAUUGGGUCUGUCUUACAAAGUCUGCGACAGAGUGGUUUUUAUUGGAGAGGAUUGAGCAAAGAAAGAGCAGAGUCCUUAUUAGCGAACUCACAGAUUGGGACAUUUCUUGUUAGGGACAGUUCACACCCAAUGUACUUAUUUACGUUGACUGUCAAAACUUUGAUGGGUGUUACGAAUAUUAGAAUUGCAAUGGAAAAUGGACGCUUUAGCCUGGAAAGCUGCACCUAUGAUUCAACGAAACUGCAUAGGUUCGAGAAUGUUCUCCAGUUGGUAACGUACUACAUACGUCUAUCCAGAGAAACUCGGAACACGGAUUCUAAGAAAGGCUUUGUAUGGAAAAAUGAACUAUAUCUUGAUAAACCCUUAUAUAAACGAGUAUGUAGUCUGCAGCACAUUUGCAGACGGACGAUUCACAGAAGUCUAAACAAAGGGGGAAUCUCGAAAUUACCAAUUCCAGAUAUGGCAAGACUCUACAUCUCAAAGCACCCUUUUCCUGUGUGACUGCUGACUUCAGUUUUCUCUUUCAACAUAUUCUCUUAAAUCUAUAUUAAUAUUAUUACUUUUAUUUUCAUUUUCGGUCUCUCUUGUUGGUGUCAUUAAUUUCAAUUCCAGGAACUCAAGAUGCUAAGAAUCAAUGUUUUUUUCUAUCAGAGUUAUACAAAUAUAUAAACUAAUUUUACUUGUAAGUAUAAAUUAUCUGAAUGACAGUGUAUAUAACAUGUAUUACUGGCCAAACUUGUACAGUUUGUAACUCAUAGUCCAUAUUUAUUUUAGUGGCAUUGCUAGUAGUACUUAAAUUGAAUGUGCUCUGAAUUAUGAAUUAAAACUGACAUAGAAAUAA